This is a messenger RNA of Selaginella moellendorffii, 2671 nucleotides long. RefSeq lists its product as uncharacterized. The transcript is spliced from 7 exons. NCBI's taxonomy places the organism in Eukaryota, Viridiplantae, Streptophyta, Lycopodiopsida, Selaginellales, Selaginellaceae. The coding region runs from base 1 to 2367 and encodes 788 amino acids. The record is from RefSeq and is a predicted model, not a curated record.
AUGGUUCGUUUUCUUUCCUUGCUUCUGGGGUUCUAUACUCACGCUACCACUACACAGUCGGAGUGUCGUGACGAGCAUUUGGUGGCGCUGGAGUGCUCGCAGCACCGGGAGUGGAGUACUGCUCCGCUCCCUUGUAGCUCUCCGGAGGAUACAUCUCUUCUUGGACAGCCUUCGAUGGAUCAUGAGUUCCAGCAGCGGACUUCUGAUAAUUCGGAUCUCCAGCACCGUACGCAGUUCCAGUUGCAUGAUCUCCAGCACCGUACUCAGUUCCAGUUCCAGCAGCGGACUUCUGAUAAUUCGGAUCUCCAGCACCGUACUCAGUUCCAGUUCCAGCAGCGGACUUCUGAUAAUUCGGAUCUCCAGCACCGUACGCAGUUCCAGUUGCAUGAUCUCCAGCACCAUACUCAGUUCCAGUUCCAGCACCGGACUUCUGAUAAUUCGGAUCUCCAGCACCGUACUCAGUUCCAGUUCCAGCAGCGGACUUCUGAUAAUUCGGAUCUCCAGCACCGUACGCAGUUCCAGUUGCAUGAUCUCCAGCACCGUACUCAGUUCCAGUUCCAGGACCAGUCUUCUCUCCGCCAUUAUAAGUCGUUCCCAUCAAACCUCCAGUACCAGGCUCGGCGACGUUCUGUCCACCAUAGUGCUGCUGCUCUGGAUUAUACAUGCUUUGGACAUACCUGGAGGAGGAACUGGUCGAGGCCACUUGGUAUCAUGCUCGCCUUGGAACUUCCCAGCGUAGUCCUCCUCGCCAGGAACAGCACCCCCAGUGGUGGCGUGUCCGGUAGCAGCACCUCCCCUGGCCAGCAGGAACUCCAUGAAGCUGAUCGUGAGCUCCUCCAGGUCCCUGGCCAGCAGGAACUCCAUGAACUUGAUCGUGAGACGAGCUUUUCGGGCCACCACCGACGGCGCCUUUCACCGCGUCCUUCAUCUUCUCGCCCAUUCCGCGGUGACGCUGGUCGGCCCCGGCUGGAGCAACGUAGCCGGACUCCGUCGUGGAGGCCGAGAAGGGCUCGUGCCCGUGGCCGAUGUUGGUGUCGUGCGUCGCCUCGAGGGGAUGGUGGUGCUGCUGCUGCCCGGACUGGGGAUUUACCGCCUCGGUGUCGCCAUAUCCUGCGUUCUUACCAAAGUGGACGCCGCGAUCUCCAGGAGCUUGCGACGGCCUCUCCGAGCUGGGCUGCCCGAGGUGCCCAACUGCGUCCGAGUGAGCGACGUAGGGGCUGUUCUCCUGCUGAUCCAUGCCGGAUUGAUCGCGAAUUUGCUGCUCGUAAGACAUUGCAAUUCCUUCACACGAUUGGAUUUGGAUUUCCUCUCAUUUUAUACGAAGAAGUGGGACGCGUGCACUUCCAUCGCUAUCUUUCCAAGUGGCAUUUCUCGCCAGUAAUAAGACACGUGUCCAGGGCUAGACACGUCAAGGGGUAUCGUGGCACCGACACAUUCGUAAGCGAUAAGCACGGGUUUUGUUUAGCGCUAAUCAACCAACAGGGGUGCUUAGGGUUUAUCAGCAUGCAGCAGGCGCUACUGCUCCUCCCCCACGCCCGGCUCGUCGCCGCCGCGCCGCUGCGCGCGCGAUCCCAGCUCCAGCACCGGCCCCGAGGUAAUCUCUUGAAUCUUCUCCAGGCGCAUUCUUCUUCUCCGAGGCAAUUCACCACUUCUUCGAUCCAAUUCAAGAAUUCCAAUGUGUCGUCAAUCAAGGCGCAGGCUCAGUAUGGAACAAGAGAAGCGUCAGGGUUUGGAUCGAGCUACACGACUACUGUGGAUGCAGCGGAGAUCAACAUGCGAAACCUGGUCGCAAAGCGUCUCGAAGAGACUGCUCGCCAUUUCAAGACGAUGGGAUCGCUCGGAUUUUGGAGCCAGUUCCUGUGCACUCUAGUCUCCGCGGCAAUUCUCGCAUUCUCGAUCUUUGUUAGCGGGACUGCCACAGCGACUGUGACCAAGUAUCUCACGGCAGCGGGGAUUGCCGUGGGAUUUAUCUCGGUGUUCCGCUCCUUUGGAUACAUGCGAUUGUCUGGAAGGCUAGAAAGCGCUAUGAGCGAUCCCUCAAAGGCUCCUCCCAGAACGGAGGUCAUUGACAAGCUCAAAACCGGGAUCAUAGUCAACGUUCUCGGCCUAGCGUCAACGGUGGUCGGCUUGCAGGCAACGGUGGGGCUGCUCGUUGCAAAGGCGUUGAACUCCCCGGCAACGCCGUUCUUGCAAGGCCCCUACGCGGGCCAGAGCCCAGUGCUAGCUCUCGACGUCUUCCUCGUCCAGGCCUGUGCCAACGCGCUCCUCUCUCACUUUCUGGGCCUCGUUUUCAACUUGGAGCUGCUGAGAUCGGUGUCGGACAAGCCGCCACCUCCGCAAAAGGUGACGGUCCAGGCCGCGGCUUGAGCAGAAAAAAAAAAAAGGACGAGAAAAAAGGAACGAGAAAGAAAAAACGAGAAGAGAAGAGCUGUACAUUUUACACUGAGAAAGCGUACGUACGGACGUGUCCCGAUCUGGCGGCUGCGGUGGUCCUUGCGACGGGCGCCGUCGGAUGCGUACGGUGCGUUUGAUUGGCCCAUGUGGGGGCAUGUGCUACUGGCUGGAUUGAAAUCCCGUGAUGCGGCAUUUGCGCUUCUUACACACUUGUGCGUGUGUUUGUCUUUUGUUGGAUUUUUCUAUAGUUUUUUAUAAAUCUUAUAAUUCUUGCUCA